Molecule: messenger RNA, 1053 nt
Organism: Teleopsis dalmanni
Lineage: Eukaryota; Metazoa; Arthropoda; Insecta; Diptera; Diopsidae
Product: GPN-loop GTPase 1-like
Exons: 4
Coding region: 1-1053 (350 amino acids)
Molecular function (GO): GTPase activity
Source: RefSeq, a predicted model, not a curated record
AUGAUUGAAAGCUUGGAUAUCAAUCAGAUAAUAACAAAAGCGGCAAAUCGGUUUGUAGGUGAACCAAUUUGUGUGAUAGUUUUAGGAAUGGGUGGGUCUGGGAAGACUACAUUCGUAGGAAAACUUGCACAAUUGGCUUAUGAUCAAUUCAAGCCAUAUGUUAUUAAUUUGGAUCCUGCUUGUGUACAACCUCCAUACGGUUGUAAUAUUAAUAUCCACGAUACAGUUGAUGAAAUCACUGAACAAUACAAUUUCGAAACAAAGGGCUUAGUAGAAACAGCAGUCAAUCUAUUCGCCAUACAGAUUGAAAAAGUUUUGAAGUUCAUUAAAAAUGCUGGACAAAGAGGACAUAGAUGGUGUAUCAUUGAUGCUCCAGGUCCAGCAGAAGAAUUCGUUUGCUCUACUGCAGGCACAAUAAUCACUAAAUCAUUGGCCUGUAUGUUUCCUACAAUUGUCGUUUAUAUAAUGGAUAUUGUACGAUCCGUGAAUCCAGUAACAUUUGUGACUCACAUGUUACAAGUUAUGACGAUAUUGCGUAAGACACGUCUACCAUUCAUUGUGGCACUAAAUAAGAUUGACGUGCUGGAUCAUUCUACUCCUUUGAAUUGGAUGAAAGAUUUUGAAGCACUUGAUGAAGCGACAUUGCAUCAUAGCAUAACUGGUCUACCACACUUAGUUUCGCGAACAGCGGACACAUUUUACAAAACCCUCAGUAGGUGCGCAAUUUCUUCGAUAACUGGAGUUGGGUUUGAUGAUUUCUUCCACUGCGCUGCUGAAGGCGUGAAGGAAUACGAAAUUUGCUUCAAAGUGGAAUACAAUGACUUACAUUUUCGCUUGAAGUUUGAAGAGGAAAUCAAUAUUGCAGCUGACCAAUUAUUAGAAAGAAUACGUCCAGUUGAAAUCACAUUGAACUUAUCCAUAAAAGAGAUCCCUACUGGUGCAGUACGUACGGAUGGAUGUAUGAAAUGUGACCGUAAUGCUAGUUCAAAGGACGAUAAGGGUGAAGACAAGCCAACGCCUGAUAGCAUUUUUGAUACAAAAUUUGAUGAAUAG